AAUCUUCCUACAUCGACAGCCAGUUUGGUGGGUGACGAAGGUGUCACGCGCUGGGAAGGAAAUGAAGGAUUAUCUCCCCUGAAUGUUCGUCUUGCGUUUGUGGAUAUGGAAACAUAUACUUUUGCAGUUGUUGGAGGAGGAAUAGCUGGAAUUUCCUGUGCCGAGACGUUGUCUGCAUUGUGCCCAGAUGAGAGAGUGUUGCUUGUUACUGCCAGUGAUCUUGUCAAGGCUGUAACCAACUACCAGAAGCUAUCUCGAACCUUGGAGACAUUUGAUGUAGAAGAGAAGCCCUCAAGCUCUGUGGAGGCUGACUGUCCCAAUGUGCAGGUUCACAAGUCUACAGUCACAUCGCUGGAUGCUGUCAGACAUGAACUACGAUGUGCUGAUGGGCGGACUGUCCAGUAUGACAAGCUGUGUAUAUGCUCUGGAGGAAAACCAAAGGUGAUCAGUAAUGGCAACAAGCAUGUCAUUGGCAUUAGGGAUACAGAGAGCGUGAAGGUGUUCCAACAAAGACUUACUGCUGCAAGACGGAUUGUAGUGGUUGGCAAUGGAGGCAUCGCAACAGAACUGGUCUAUGAGAUAGAGGGAUGUGAGGUGGUAUGGGCCAUCAAGGACAAGUCCAUAGCUUCAACAUUCAUAGAUGCAGGUGCUGCUGAGUUCUUCCUGCCGCAGCUCAACCAAGACAAGCCUGACAGCAGUGGCCCAGUGAAGAGACUCAAGUACAUGCCAGAAGGGCACACAGUUAGCAAGAAGACAUCUGAUGACAGACCACAUGGUGGAGCUCUUGGGCCUGACUGGGCAAGCAGUAGAAAGAUGGCUGGUGCAGGGCAGGUGUGUCACAGCAUCCAUGUGGAAUAUAAUGUGGAGGUGCAUCACGUGUUAGAUGGAACAGAGAUGACGACUUAUGGAUAUUCAGCUUCAGAACCUUUCAAGGCUCCACAGUCACAUGUUUCAGACAGUUGGCCAGUGUAUGUUCGUCUCAGCAAUGGGAAAGUUUAUGGUUGUGAUUUCAUCGUCAGUGCAACGGGCGUAGUCCCCAACACACAGCCAUUUGUUGGUGACAAUUUGCUAUCAGUGUCCCCUGAUGGAGGUAUUGAAGUUAACAGUUGUAUGGAAACCUCUGCUACUGAUGUAUAUGCUGCUGGUGAUGUGUGCACAGCAUCAUGGGAACACUCCAAGCACUGGCUCCAGGUUCGACUGUGGUCCCAGGCCAGACAGAUGGGGUGCUUUGCUGCUCAGAGCAUGGCUGCAGCAGUGAGAGGAGAGAAGAUUACACCAGACUUCUGCUUUGAGCUGUUUGCUCAUGUCACUAAAUUUUUCAAUUAUAAGGUGGUACUACUUGGCAAGUUCAAUGCACAAGGACUUGAUGCAGGGCAUGAGCUGCUUCUCAGGGUUACUGAAGGUAAGGAAUAUGUUAAGGUGAUUAUACAAGAUGGCUGCAUGAAAGGAGCUAUCUUAAUAGGUGAGACGGAUCUGGAGGAGACCUUUGAGAACCUGAUACUUAAUGGGAUGGACUUGACCCCAUUUAAGGAACACCUUUUGGACCCCAACAUUGAUAUAGAUGACUUCUUUGAUUGACUCUCUCCAUCAGGGCAUUUUUAGUAACUGUGAUGCAACAAAAUAACAAUGUGACUGUAUAUAGAGGUGUCAAGUGCGAUGGAGACUGUAUACACAGGUGUCAAAUGUGAUGGAGACUGUAUACACAGGUGUCAAAUGCGAUGGAACUGUAUACACAGGUGUCAAAUGUGAUAGAGAGUGUAUACACAGGUGUCAAGUGUGAUGGAAACUGUAUACACAGGUGUCAAGUGUGAUGGAGACUGUAUACACAGGUGUCAAAUGUAAUGGAGACUGUAUACACAGGUGUCAAGUGUGAUGGAGACUGUCUGUAUACACGUGUCAAAUGCGAUGGAAACUGUAUACACAGGUGCCAGGUGUGAUUGAGACUGUAUACACAGGUGUCAAGUGUGAUGGAGACUCUGUAUACACAGGUGCCAGGUGUGAUGGAGACUAUACACAGAUGUCAAGUGCAAUGGAGACUGUAUACACAGGUGUCAAGUGUGAUGGAAACUGUAUACACAGGUGCCAGGUGUGAUGGAGACUAUACACAGGUGCCAGGUGUGAUGGAGACUGUAUACACAGGUGCCAGGUGUGAUGGAGACUAUACACAGGUGCCAGGUGUGAUGGAGACUAUACACAGGCGCCAGGUGUGAUGGAGACUAUACACAGGUGUCAAGUGUGAUGGAGACUAUACACAGGUGCCAGGUGUGAUGGAGACUAUACACAGGUGUCAAGUGUGAUGGAGACUGUAUACACAGGUGUCAAGUGUGAUAGAGACUAUACACAGGUGUCAAAUGUGAUGGAGACUAUACACAGGUGUCAAGUGUGAUGGAGACUAUACACAGGUGUCAAAUGUGAUGGAGACUAUACACAGGCGCCAGGUGUGAUGGAGACUAUACACAGGUGUCAAGUGUGAUGGAGACUAUACACAGGUGCCAGGUGUGAUGGAGACUGUAUACACAGGUGUCAAAUGCGAUGGAGACUGUAUACACAGGUGUCAAAUGCGAUGGAACUGUAUACACAGGUGUCAAAUGUGAUAGAGAGUGUAUACACAGGUGUCAAGUGUGAUGGAAACUGUAUACACAGGUGUCAAAUGUGAUGGAGACUGUAUACACAGGUGUCAAAUGUAAUGGAGACUGUAUACACAGGUGUCAAGUGUGAUGGAGACUGUCUGUAUACACAGGUGCCAGGUGUGAUGGAGACUGUAUACACAGGUGCCAGGUGUGAUGGAGACUGUAUACACAGGUGCCAGGUGUGAUGGAGACUAUACACAGGUGUCAAGUGUGAUGGAGACUAUACACAGGUGCCAGGUGUGAUGGAGACUGUAUACACAGGUGUCAAGUGUGAUGGAGACUAUACACAGGUGUCAAGUGUGAUGGAGACUAUACACAGGUGCCAGGUGUGAUGGAAACUGUAUACACAGGUGUCAAGUGUGAUGGAGACUGUCUGUAUACACAGGCGCCAGGUGUGAUGGAGACUAUACACAGGUGUCAAGUGCAAUGGAGACUAUAUACACAGGUGUCAAGUGUGAUGGAGACUGUAUACACAGGUGUGUGUGUGUGGGGGGGGGGGGGGAUGUCAUCUCCUGAUGACUUUGUUAAUAACAGGUCGAAUCUACAUGUAACGUUAAAAACCUAUAAUUUUUUUACUCUGUCAGAGGCAAUUGAUCUUAACAGGAGACACAACUUUGUUAUAAUACCAUUAAUGGCAUCGGUUAAUCCAGUUACCGACUUCUCACUACUUAGUAUAUAUACAGUGAGAGAAAAGAUGGAAGAGAAACUUGGUCAGUAAAAAAUCUACAUUAGAGGCUAUUGUCAAAAAAUUCAUAAAUCAAGAAUAAAAGCUUUUUGGUGCAAAGAAUUGCAAAACUCCAGGAACAAUGUAUGACUUUUGUAAAUUAUUCAGCCCACACUUGGCUGGUGUAAACAGGGAAACUCAACCUAAAUAAGAUGAUGUUUAAGUAUGUUAUGACUUUAAUAAUAAAAAUAUAAAUUGUGGAGUCCUUAACAUACCUAUUUCAAGGUUGGAAAGUCUUCAGUGCUGUCCAGGCCAUGAAGCUGAAUAACACUGCAGGAAUUGACCAGAUACAGGCAGAAGUGUUGAAGAACAAUUCGAGUGUUGAUGUUUGACAGCGAAUGUUUAAACUGUUUUCAAUAAAGGACCCCAAAACAAGGUGCAUCCUUUAGGCCUUAUUUGGCCUGAAUUAUAUUUGUGACCAUAGUGUAUAUAAUUGUAAACAUGACACUGUAAUAAACUAUAUUAUUAUUAUUA
Messenger RNA from Haliotis rufescens (red abalone), 3828 nucleotides. RefSeq names its product pyridine nucleotide-disulfide oxidoreductase domain-containing protein 1-like. Lineage: Eukaryota; Metazoa; Mollusca; Gastropoda; Lepetellida; Haliotidae. The transcript is spliced from 15 exons. The coding region runs from base 106 to 1578 and encodes 490 amino acids. Gene Ontology annotation, molecular function: flavin adenine dinucleotide binding; oxidoreductase activity. The record is from RefSeq and is a predicted model, not a curated record.